Molecule: messenger RNA, 633 nt
Organism: Annulohypoxylon truncatum
Lineage: Eukaryota; Fungi; Ascomycota; Sordariomycetes; Xylariales; Hypoxylaceae
Exons: 2
Coding region: 231-554 (107 amino acids)
Source: RefSeq, a predicted model, not a curated record
CUGAGAUAUUCAGUAAUGAACAAUAUUCUCUUAUGAUAUGUAAUAUGCAGGUACGAUAGGUAUCUCCGUACUAGAUUAUACCUCCCGGCAAGUUGGUUUAAUUCACCUAAUUUCAUACCUACCUAUGACUUAGCUUAUACGACCAUUUAUGAUAGAUCCAAAUAGAAACGAAUUUCUCACGGAUUUAUAGCUCUUCGUCUUUGUAUCCAGUCGACACUUCAAAAUCGAAAAUGCGAGCUACUUGUCGAUUGCUUCAAGCCUGUAGGAUCACGCUCUUCACGCGUGAAAACUGCGGGCUCUGUACCACAGCCAGGUCAGUUCUAUCUGACGUCUGGGACACCCGGCCCUUCCAAUUCAAGGAGGUCGACAUCAUAAAAUCCGAAUCUAAACCUAGUUGGCGAGAUCUAUAUGAGUUUGACGUUCCCGUGAUACAUAUCAGCAAGUCUUCAGCACCGGAAGAGCAUCCGCAGUCAGCUUCGAAAGCUAUUAAACUCAUGCAUCGAUUCACUACCGACCAAGUAAAGGCUAAGAUGGAUCUAGCCGAGAAAGCUUAAUUAAGAUGGCCUGCUAGAUGGCCUCACUUAUCUACAAAGUCAACAUCUUAUUCAGACACAUAGAUCCAAGUAAAUCCUU